GAAGAUUAGUCCCCCUCUGCGUGCUUCCAGAGACACGCGGAGAGAGAAAGAGAGAGGAUAUAACUUCUUUUGUUGGUGCUUCGAUCUCCGUCUCUCUGCACAGCUAAGGUACUUCGAUCGAUUUCUCGUCGCCCUUUGGUAGAUCGCGGAGGUGGAGGCGGAGGAGAUCUGCGUGGCGCUCGACCUCACGGUCAAUUCGGCGGCGAGUUUGAAGACGUUUCUAGAUAAUCUCUGGAACAUUUCCGUCCCAACAAUACAUUCUGCAAAUUUUCUUCGUUGCUGUGUCGGCCAUAUUGUUUUUAGAGAUUAAGGAGAAAGUUCCCAUAUUUUGAAGGACGAAACGGCUUAGCUUGAGCUGAAAGAAAUUUAGUGAUGCCAGGCGGAAGAAGAAGGGAUCGACUACGAUGGAGCAAGAUCUAUACCUUUGCCCGCUUCUGGCCCACCGUGGGAGAUGAUGAGCAACCUUCCUUCCAUGGAGGCCCUAGUUACUCCCGCACUGUCCACUGCAACCAGCCCCAGCUCCACCGUAAGAAGCCCUUCAAGUAUUCUAGCAACUACAUCACCACCACAAAGUAUAAUGUCAUCACAUUCCUUCCAAAAGCGCUAUUUGAACAAUUCCGCCGAGUAGCCAACAUCUAUUUUCUCUUGGCUGCGGCCCUCUCUCUUACCCCUGUUUCCCCCUUCACUCCGGUGAGCAUGAUUGCUCCUUUAGCCUUCGUUGUAGGGUUGAGUAUGGCAAAAGAGGCACUGGAAGAUUGGCGGAGAUUUAUGCAAGACAUGAAAGUAAAUAUGCGGAAGGUCAAUGUUCACAAGGGGGAGGGACAGUUUGACCACAAGCAGUGGCAAAAUAUUCGUGUUGGAGAUGUUGUGAAGGUUGAGAAGGACCAAUUUUUUCCAGCUGACUUGCUUCUGCUAUCGUCGAGCUAUGAGGAUGGAAUUUGCUAUGUGGAGACAAUGAAUUUGGACGGUGAAACUAAUUUGAAAGUCAAAAGAUCUUUGGAAGUGACCUUAGCUUUGGAUGAUGAUGAGGCUUUCAGGGACUUUACAGCUACCAUAAGGUGUGAAGACCCAAAUCCUAAUCUAUACACUUUUGUUGGCAACUUUGAUUAUGAACGACAAAUCUUUGCACUCGAGCCAAAUCAUAUUCUGCUCAGAGAUUCAAAGUUAAGGAACACUAAUUAUGUUUAUGGAGUAGUUAUCUUUGCUGGUCAUGAUAGCAAAGUUAUGCAAAAUGCAACCAAGUCACCUUCUAAGAGGAGCAGGAUCGAGAAGAAAAUGGAUCGAAUCAUAUAUGUUCUUUUUACACUUCUUGUACUCAUUUCAGUGAUUAGCUCAAUAGGGUUUGCUAUAAUCACCAAAAAUAAGAUGCCGAAUUGGUGGUAUUUGCAACCAGAUCAGACAACAAGCUUGUAUGAUCCAGAUAGAGCAGCACUCUCUGGGUUCCUCCAUCUGGUCACAGCUCUUAUUCUCUAUGGAUAUCUGAUACCUAUCUCUCUAUAUGUUUCCAUAGAAGUUGUCAAGGUCUUACAAGCCACAUUCAUUAAUGGAGAUAUCCUCAUGUAUGACGAGGAUACAGGAAAUCAUGCACAGGCACGAACUUCUAACUUGAACGAGGAGCUUGGGCAAGUUGAUACAAUAUUGUCUGAUAAAACAGGAACUUUAACCUGCAAUCAGAUGGACUUUUUGAAGUGUUCGAUUGCUGGUGUUUCCUAUGGUGUGCGUUCUAGUGAAGUGGAAAUUGCAGCUUCCAAGCAUAUGGAAUCAGAAGCUACUGGAGAUGAUGCAGGUGUUUAUGGGUCAUAUGAAGUUGAGUUGGAUCAUGAGAUAGAUUUCAAAAGUGAUAAUCCGAGAAAACCUACGAUUAAAGGUUUCAGUUUUGAAGAUGACAGGCUUAUGCAUGGAAAUUGGGCAAAGGAACCCACAGCUGAUACCAUUCUUCUGUUCUUCAGGAUCCUUGCAUUGUGUCACAGUGCAAUUCCUGAACCAGAUGAGAAAACUGGUGGCUUUACUUAUGAAGCAGAGUCACCAGAUGAAGCAGCAUUUCUUGUUGCUGCCAGGGAAUUUGGCUUUGAGUUUUGUAAGAGGACUCAAUCUAGUGUAUUCAUUAGGGAGAAAUAUUCAUCUUCUGAAGAUCUUAUUGAGAGGGAGUUCAAGAUUCUCAAUCUGCUGGAAUUCAACAGCAAAAGGAAGAGAAUGUCUGUAAUUGUGCGUGAUGCAAGUGGGAAAAUUUUUCUUCUUUGCAAAGGUGCUGAUAGCAUCAUAUUUGAUAGACUGGCAAAAAAUGGAAGAAUGUAUGAGAGUGAAACAAACAAGCAUUUAACAGAAUAUGGGGAAGCGGGUUUGCGAACCUUAGCACUGGCAUAUAGGGUGCUAGAUGAAUCUGAGUAUUCUGAUUGGAAUGCAGAAUUUCUAAAAGCAAAAACUACUAUUGGACCUGAUAGAGAAGCUCAAGUUGAGCGAAUCUCCGAUUUAAUGGAAAGGGAUUUGAUUCUUGUUGGUGCAACUGCCGUGGAAGAUAAAUUACAGAAAGGGGUUCCUCAGUGUAUAGACAAAUUAGCGCAGGCUGGUCUGAAGAUCUGGGUGCUGACAGGUGAUAAGAUUGAAACUGCUAUUAAUAUCGGAUUUGCUUGCAGUUUGCUUAGGCAAGGCAUGAAACAAAUUUGUCUAUCCACCAUAAACAAUGUGGUAGCACAGGAUGCUAACAAGGCAGCUAAAGAGAGCCUUUUGAUGCAAAUAACUAAUGCCUCGCAAAUGAUCAAUUUGGAGAAGGAUCCGUAUGAAGCAUUUGCUUUAAUAAUUGAUGGAAAAACACUAACAUAUGUCCUAGAGGAUGAUAUGAAGAAUCAUUUUCUAAAUCUCGCAGUCAACUGUGCUUCUGUCAUAUGCUGCCGUGUCUCUCCUAAGCAGAAAGCAUUGGUUACUAGGUUAGUAAAAGAAGGCACUGGAAAAGUCACUCUGGCCAUUGGUGAUGGUGCGAAUGAUGUGGGCAUGAUUCAGGAGGCUGAUAUUGGUGUAGGUAUAAGUGGUGUAGAAGGGAUGCAGGCUGUUAUGGCUAGCGAUUUCUCUAUUUCUCAGUUUAGAUUCCUAGAACGACUUCUUGUUGUACAUGGUCACUGGUGCUACAAGAGAAUAGCACUCAUGAUUUGCUAUUUCUUCUACAAAAACAUAGCAUUUGGGCUCACAAUAUUCUUCUUUGAGGCAUAUACGGGGUUCUCUGGGCAGUCAGUAUAUGAUGACUGGUAUAUGCUUCUAUUCAAUGUUGUUCUCACUUCAUUGCCAGUCAUUACAUUGGGUGUAUUUGAGCAAGAUGUCUCUUCCGAAGUUUGCUUGCAGUUCCCAGCAUUGUACCAACAAGGGCAAAGGAACCUAUUUUUUGAUUGGUACAGAAUUAUCGGAUGGAUGUUCAAUGGCCUAUAUACAUCCAUUGCCAUAUAUUUCCUCAGCAUUGGGAUGCUUUACCAUCAGGCAUUUCGCUCAGGAGGGCAGACCGCAGAUAUGGCUGUCGUUGGAACCACAAUGUUCACCUCAAUUAUUUGGACUGUCAAUGUGCAAAUUGCCCUUAUUAUGAACCACUUCACAUGGAUCCAGCAUCUCUUCGUGUGGGGCAGUGUUGCUACAUGGUACCUCUUCUUGGUUGCCUAUGGAAUGUCCUCGCCAACAAUCUCUGGAAAUGCCUAUCAGAUACUCUUGGAGGCUCUUGGACCAGCACCAAUAUUUUGGAUCGCAACGAUUAUAGUCACAGCCGCCUGCAAUAUUCCAUAUCUGACGCACAAGGCCUUCCAAAGGGCCUUCAACCCACAGGAUCAGCAUGUGAUUCAGGAAAUCAAAUAUUAUAAGAAGGACAUCGAGGAUGCACAUAUGUGGAAGAGAGAAAAGUCGAAGGCCAGACAGAAGACUAAGAUUGGUUUUACUGCCAGGGUGGAUGCGAAGAUCAGGCAACUCAGGGAGCGAUUAAACAAGAGAGCCCUGUCGACUUCUCAAUCUUUAGAAGAGUAGCUCACCUGAGGUUCUGUUUCUUCAGUAUAUAACGUUCCUUUUCUUGCUAUAGUUAUGGCUUCCAAUUCUUUUUCUCCAGUUUUGAUAAUUUAGUCGUUUCAUUUCAUAAUAUUCUUAUAGGGUUCGCUUAGUGAUCCCCCUGAAUGUAUAAAUCCAUAUGUUGUAUCGUAUAGGUUGUUGUACCAAGCUUCAUGGAAAUAGUUUACACACAGCAAGUUCAUUGUCAUCUUUAUUGUUGUUUUUCCUUGAGUUAGUUCACUCCAUUGGUAUCAUUGUUUGCUCAUGUUCUGUGGACUA
Zingiber officinale is the source of this 4293-nucleotide messenger RNA. RefSeq names its product probable phospholipid-transporting ATPase 4. The record is from RefSeq and is a predicted model, not a curated record. Gene Ontology annotation, biological process: phospholipid translocation. Bases 373 to 3996 code for a protein of 1207 amino acids. Gene Ontology annotation, molecular function: magnesium ion binding; ATP hydrolysis activity; ATP binding. Gene Ontology annotation, cellular component: plasma membrane. NCBI's taxonomy places the organism in Eukaryota, Viridiplantae, Streptophyta, Magnoliopsida, Zingiberales, Zingiberaceae. The transcript is spliced from 11 exons.